Molecule: messenger RNA, 2547 nt
Organism: Mobula hypostoma (lesser devil ray)
Lineage: Eukaryota; Metazoa; Chordata; Chondrichthyes; Myliobatiformes; Myliobatidae
Gene: hagh
Product: hydroxyacylglutathione hydrolase
Exons: 9
Coding region: 93-1001 (302 amino acids)
Biological process (GO): glutathione metabolic process
Cellular component (GO): mitochondrion
Molecular function (GO): hydroxyacylglutathione hydrolase activity
Source: RefSeq, a predicted model, not a curated record
GAACACCCAAUCGGGGCGGGGAGCGGCUCAAGGUUGGAGGUUAAAGGCUGCCCUGCUCAGUUGUCUGUGGGCUUUCUCCCAGUUCUUCAGUUAUGGGCGUUUUAUUGCGCCGAAUCAGUACUGCCUCUGUGUUGGGAGCUGCUGCCUGGAGACUCGGUUCAUAUUACUUUUACUCUGGAGAGGCCAUUAGAAAAUCUGACGUUCUCAUCAAGGCCAAGAUGAAGAUUGAGCUGUUGCCAGCGCUGACGGAUAACUACAUGUAUCUUCUCAUUGAUAAUGAAACCAGAGAAGCAGCAAUAGUGGAUCCAGUGGAGCCAAAGAAGGCAAUUGAAGCAGUUAAGAAACAUGGAGUAAAACUGACCUCUGUCCUUACCACACACCACCACUGGGACCAUGCUGGAGGGAAUGUGGAUCUGUUAAAGAAAGUACCUGGCCUCCACGUCUACGGUGGUGAUGACCGCAUUGGAGCUCUCACGUGCAAAGUAUCGCAUAAGAAAAAGUUCCAGGUUGGCUCUUUGAAUGUGGAAUGCCUCUUUACACCCUGUCAUACAUCAGGACAUAUCUGCUACUAUGUGACAAAGGAAAAUGGUACUGAAGCACCAGCUGUAUUCACUGGUGAUACACUCUUUGUUGGUGGCUGUGGCAAAUUCUUUGAAGGAUCUGGUGAGGAGAUGUAUCGAGCUCUAAUUGACAUCCUGGGAAGCCUGCCACUUGAGACUAGGGUAUUCUGUGGGCACGAGUAUACAAUCAACAAUCUUAAAUUUGCGCGACAUGUUGAACCAAGCAAUGAAGUGAUCAAACAAAAAUUGGCUUGGGCUAAGGAACACUAUAAUCUUGGAAAUCCUACCAUCCCUUCCACCAUUGGAGAGGAAUUUAGUUAUAACCCAUUCAUGAGAGUCAGGGAGAAGAGUGUUCAGGACCAUGCUGGACAAAAAGAUGCAAUUUCUACAAUGGACGCCAUCAGAAAAGAAAAAGAUCAUUUUAAAGUACCAGCGGAUUAAUUGUUGAAUAUGGCCACAGCAUUCCUUCAAUACAGAUUAUCUCCUGUACCUGGAAUUACAGUAAGGAGCAAAGUGUAUUUAGUAAUUAAUCUUCUAAAUAAAUUGAAAUUGCUUUUCAGAUGGAAUAUGUAUAAUAUAUUUAAUUUUGUUGUAUUUUAGGUCAAUGAAAGUUAUCAACACAUUCUUUAACUUUAGUCGUACAGUGAUUUGGUUUCCUCUGUUUCUCUCCCCAUUCUAGCCUGCUUGUAAGUUUAUUUCACCUGCUGCCAUUUUCUGGAAGGCAAGCAGUUUAAUUGAUUUCAUACCCAACCAAACGUCCCAGAGUUUAAUUGAUUUCAUACCCAACCAAACGUCCCAGGGUUACAUCACCAAGUUGUCCUGUUGUACCAAGGCAUGAAAAGUAGAAAGUACCAAUGAUAUCCUACUACCAGGGAUGAAAAAUUUGAAAGUGGCCUUCCAAGUUCUUCUGGAGAAAGAUAAUGGUUGUAAAAAUCACUAAGUUUUUAAAAAUUAAAAAAUAAUUAAAUCUGGUUCUAGCUAAAACUGCAUGGAGUCACUUUGUUUGAGAAUAUAAUUCUAUUCCUUUUUUGACGCAGGCAUUUCGUCAACCUUUUAUUUGUUUUACAAUCUUUGAAGGUGCCAGAAAUCCUUAAAUUCAAAAGCACUUUCUUGACCUGCUGUUACGUGAGUGUGAAAAAAGUUAAUAGUAAAAGUAAAAAUCUAAUUUAAGUAAUAUAAUGUUGACUUAUUAAUUACUAAACUACAAGUUAAGAAUCUUACUAUUAGAACUAAAACCAUUAAAUGGCAUUUAUAGAGAGAAAAACAAAUAGAAGGACAAUAUAUAGUUGAAAAUGAUGCACGAACACUUUCCUACCUUUCAUUCAAAAACAAAGAACUGUUCUACAGAUCUUCUAUAAGAAUGUAUUUUAUGAUGCAGAUCACAUUUAGUCUUGACUUCCUUCUUGACAUCUUUAAUUGUAUAACAAAAUGUAUUUGGAUUGCUUGCGUUAAGUCAAGGGCUAUAGGGAGGGGCUGAUUUUAAAAAUGCAAGAUCUCUUUGUGGUAGACAUAAAGUAAUAUAGAUAUUUAGCAGAUGCUUUCAAUGGUAUGCCCUAGAAUCUAAGUGUCAACAAAUUAAGUAUCUUGAAGCAGUACUUCAUCCAAAAUUAAUUGCUGCUUGACUGAAUGGUUCUGUGUAAAAACUUGUAAUUAUUGCUCUUGUAGAACUUAUUUUUCUUAACCUAGGUUAAUGCCUUCAGCAAAGACCUUGCAGUCAUUAAUAAAACCAGCACAUGCUGACUUCUCUGCAUGAAUUUAUUAUUAUUCCAUCAAUCUAUCUAAGCAGAACCAGAUCUGAGAGAAAGAUUUUGUUGUUCUCUUCAGAGUGGCAUCCUUGUGUGGAAUGUAUAGUAAGAACUUCUCAGUUGACAAUAUACCUGUGAUUGUUUCCGCUUCUUUGUACAUUUUUGGAAUUAUAAUAUUAAUUUUGUGAAGUUGUGAAGAGAAAUAUAAUUGAGUAAAUAAAAUAUCUUGUGUUAUUCAUUAU